Molecule: messenger RNA, 530 nt
Organism: Ornithodoros turicata
Lineage: Eukaryota; Metazoa; Arthropoda; Arachnida; Ixodida; Argasidae
Product: coiled-coil domain-containing protein 167-like
Exons: 4
Coding region: 128-436 (102 amino acids)
Source: RefSeq, a predicted model, not a curated record
AGCCUUGCUCAGAGGUGUCUCCUCAAUCGGUCGCCGCGUGGAUUUCGUUUUACGCUAUCGUGCAAAACAGUCCUUAACGCGUGGUUUAUGGUUUGAAUUGCAAAGUUGCAACUGAUCUUCAUUCAUAAUGCCGGACGUUGAUACAUCGAAGACAUCCGUGUUGAAAGAAAUCGAAAGAAAUGAAGCAACAAUUCAAGACUACAUGUUUCAGUUGGAAACCCUCGAGACAACGCUGCGACGAACACAGAUGACGGAUGAGGAGAGGCUCAAAGUAGAGGAUGAUGUGAAAACUGUGAAGAAUCAGCUUGCUAAUUUAGAAAAACAACUUGGUCACCUUCGGAAAGAAAACAGGAAGAGCAUGGCCAUUGCUGCAUGUCUGUUUGUGCUCUUUCUAAUGCUCUACUACUUCCUCAUGGUCAGGACUAUAACAGGAUGAUAGUAUAGCAUAAAUGACAAAGGCCGCUCAGUUCCCAUUGCAUCAUUACUGUUCUACAUUGCAUCGCAUUUAUAAAGAAAAUGUCUCGACAUGA